AUGCUCGACUUCAUGGAUUAUAUCCAACUCGCGUUCGCCGAGGGGACUAACUGGAACCGCGACAAUUCAUACUCGUCGCUGACGGCCACAGCCCAGUCCCUCCUGGACUUCUCAACCCCCGAGCGUCUACGCGUGCAUCUCUCCUCUCUAUCAACCCCCAAUUUCGCAACCAGCUAUACCCUCGGCACAGUAGGCUUAAUCGACGGCUCAGUCUCCUACCUCUACAGCACCGUCCCCUUCACCAAUACACCAAGCCGAAGCGCUUUAAUUCCCCUCCGCAAGCUAUCUCCUGGAUACCGCCAAGUAGCGCCCCCAAGCGCCCCAAUUGAAGACUGGAACUUGGACUCAAUCCUCGACAAUCCCCAAAAUGUCCAACCGUCGUUCGCCAGCAAGCCUACCCUCCUGCACGCAACACUACACCUUCCACCCCCAACAACCCUAAACGCCCUCUUCCUCCGUCGCAUCUCCCCAACUAUGCACCUAACACUAGCGGUCUGCUCAACAAGAGGCCCCCCGCUUUCCAAAUCCGCGCCGCAGGCAUCCCUCCUCAUGCAAUUGUCGCACGACACAGGCAAAUACAGUAACGAGUACCUCUUCAGCACAGACAAUGCGCUCUUCGGCUGGCGGGGGCUAUGGAACUUCGGACCCGACCCUCGCUCCUCGACAGAUACCGCCGCGCCGCGGCUAUCGCUUCUAUCAGCCGGCGCGGAGGCAUAUUACUCGCCUGUGUCGUCGCUCAUUGGCAUGUCCACCGGUCUGAGGUUUAGUACUCUCCCCGCUGCGACGGAUGUGCCUGCGUCAACGGCGACAGGAUUUGCCACGGCGAACCAGAGUACCCCUAUAUCUACAUUUCCGUAUACGCUUACCUUAACGCUGACGCCGUUGACUGGUUCCUUGUCGACGACAUAUUCGCUCCGCGCGUCGCCUAACCUGGCGUUUAGUUCGCGUUUCGGGUUCAAUGUCUACAGUUGGGAGAGUGAGAUGGUGGCUGGUUGUGAACUGUGGCGGAAAUCGAGGAAACAAGACGAUGGGUUGGAAUGGGCGAGACGGAAGAUGCGCGCUUCUGAGCCUCUGUCUUUGCCUUCUUUGCCUGCUGAAUCGAAGGAGAGGCAAGAAGAGGAGGAGGCGACCGACUCUGUUCUCAAGAUUCGGGUCGAUCAGUCGUGGAAUGUACGGGUUCUUUGGGAAGGGCGCGUGAAGGAGCUUCUGGUCAGUGCUGGGGUGGGAUUGGGGCCGAGUGACACGGCUUUUGCAUGGAUGUAUAUAUUUAGUGUUAGAGCGGGACUAAAUAGAUGA
Aspergillus oryzae RIB40 is the source of this 1296-nucleotide messenger RNA. RefSeq names its product mitochondrial distribution and morphology protein 10. The record is from RefSeq and is a predicted model, not a curated record. Gene Ontology annotation, biological process: protein insertion into mitochondrial outer membrane; establishment of mitochondrion localization; mitochondrial outer membrane translocase complex assembly. Lineage: Eukaryota; Fungi; Ascomycota; Eurotiomycetes; Eurotiales; Aspergillaceae. Bases 1 to 1296 code for a protein of 431 amino acids. The transcript has 3 exons. Gene Ontology annotation, cellular component: SAM complex; ERMES complex.